Molecule: messenger RNA, 1101 nt
Organism: Drepanopeziza brunnea f. sp. 'multigermtubi' MB_m1
Lineage: Eukaryota; Fungi; Ascomycota; Leotiomycetes; Helotiales; Drepanopezizaceae
Source: RefSeq, a predicted model, not a curated record
AUGGUUGGACGACGACGGAGUCUGUGCAGCGUAAAUUCUUUGGUAUCAUUGGCUUUCGUAGCAACUGUCAUCGUAGCAUUCAUGGUCAUGAUGGGAGAGACUCCCGCUCCGUCCGAGCAACACACUGUGUAUAGCACAGUCACGGGAUAUUUCCUCCAGGAUGAGGAAGGAACGGAUCCGAAAGGAUUUGAUUUCACGACGACCAAUUUUGGACUUAUGGAUAGAAAAUACCCCGCAGACGCAGACCUGAGUACAAACAGCAAGUUGACCCAGUGGCAACGCUUUGCGAGAGAAGUCACGAGGUUGAAUGGGAAAGGUGGCUCGAAGGUCACCUACAAGCUUCUUUACCUUGGCCGCCAUGGAGAGGGUUACCACAAUGUAGCCGAAGCUUUCUACGGCACCGAUGCGUGGAAUUGCUACUGGUCCUUGCAAGACGGUAACAGCACCAGUACCUGGGCCGACGCUCUCCUCACGCCGACAGGUGAAGGCCAAGCUUUGAAAGCCAAUGCCUUCUGGCGCUCCCUCAUUGCUGACCAGAAAGUCCCAACCCCACAAUCCUACUACGCCUCCCCCCUCAUGCGCUGCUUAGCCACCGCCAACCUCACGUUCUCCGGCCUCGACCUCCCAAAAGACCACCCCUUCAUCCCUACCAUCAAAGAGGGACUAAGGGAAGUGAACGGCGCGCAUACCUGCGACAGACGUAGUCGCAAAAGCGUCAUCGGGGCAAAGUAUCCAGACUGGCCCUUCGAAGAGGGCUUCACGGAGGAAGACGUGUUGUGGAAGGCCAAUCUACGCGAAACAGACGACGCCAUCGACCAACGUACGCUCGCUGUUCUCGACGACGUGUUUGCAAGCGACAAGAGCACGUAUAUUAGUAUCAGCGCGCAUUCGGGAGAGAUAGGGAGUAUGUUGCGAGUCCUCGGACACCGAGAAUUCAGUCUCGGAACCGGCCAAGCGAUUCCGGUGCUCGUUAAAGCGGAGCAGGUUCCUGGUGCCCGGCCGCCGCAGAAAGAGGCACCGUGGGAGAAAGUCGAGACUUGCUCGACAGUUCCACCUGCGCCUGCGCCUGCGCCAACAGCAGCAGCGGCUGCUCUUACUUGA